UCUACGUCAUUACGUCAAAUCAUCUGAGGGGAGAGCAACAACAUAGGUGAAAACGUGGAGCAGUGUUUUGCAUGAAGUGAUGAAGCCAGAUGCCAACGCAGUGGAAUCUGAACCCGGCAGAGUACAGCCAGCGCGUGCUGUGGUCGUGGAGCGGAUAAAUGCCAUCGCGUGAAGCGCUACACCCCCACGAAGAGAAAUCCAUGUCUUUCUUGGACUGCUCCUGCAUCUCCCCCACUCAGGUCCAGCCAAUCAGCAUAGAGGACCAGUAUGAGGACGUCAGCCACCAAUACCUGAGCUCCGACGUCUCAGAAUGCACUUUCGCCUGGGGUGGUGCAGGCAGCGAUGACAUCACAGCGCUCUCUGCUAACUCCGCCCACUACCAGCUGCUGUCAGAGCUGGGGAAAGGCUUCAACAACCUGAGCCAGGUGCGCAUGGCGCGCCACACCCCCUCCCGCCAGCUGGUGGCAGUCAAGAACACCAACCUGGAUGAGUGUACUGAGGAUGAGCUGCUACAGUUGAUGAACGAGGUUCUUCUCUCCAGGCUUUUCCGCCACCCCAACCUGCUGACCUCUCGCCUGGUCUUCAGCUCCUGCUGCCAGCUCUGGGUCCUCACACCACUCAUGGGCUACGGUUCGGCAGAUAGCCUGCUGAGGACCUUCUUCCCUGACGGGAUGAGUGAGUCCCUGAUCGCUUACCUCCUCCACGGAGUCCUGAAGGCUCUGCAAUACCUGCACCUCAUGGGCUACGUGCACAGGGGAGUGAAGGCCAGUCACAUCCUGCUGUCUGGGGAGGGCCGUGUCUACCUCUCGGGGCUUCACAGUGUUUACAGUAUGAUGCGGGAUGGGAAGAAGGUGAGGACCGUGUACGACAUGCCCCACCACAGCCCCGCCCUGCUACCCUGGCUCAGCCCAGAGCUGCUACGACAGGACCUGCAUGGCUAUGGGGUGAAGUCAGACAUCUACAGUCUGGGGAUAGUAGUCUGUGAGCUGGUCAGUGGCAGGGUGCCUUUCCAGGACAUGCCCCCUACACAGAUGCUGCUCCAGAAGCUGCGUGGGUCCCACUGCUGCCUGCUGGACGUGGCCCCCUCCCCCAUAGGGGAGCUGAGGGGGCUGAAGGUGUCCCGCUCCGGGGUGGACUCUGGCAUCGGGGAGAGUGUUGCCACGGGCAGCCUGACCCGCACCGCCACCGCCGAGAGACCUCAGAGCCCCGCCCCCAAGAACCACUCGGUCACCUUGCACAACCUGGUCCAGCUGUGUCUGCAACAGCAGCCCGACUGCAGACCCUCUGCUUCUACACUGUUGACCCAUGCCUUCUUCAAACAGGUGAAAAGGCAUCAUACCCGGGACUCCUUCCUUAGUCUCAUGUACCCCGCGGUGCCCCUUGGAGUUUCCAGCCCCGAUGACCCCCAUGUGUCCUGCUCCCCUACCCCGUCCUGCCACCCCCCCACCUCCGCCAUCGCUCACUCCACAGAGGAGGUGUGGGACUUCUCCUAACCCUCCUCCCUGCCCCCUUCCACCUCUGCCCCCCAACAUCCCAAAACCUGACAACCAAGCCUAACUCAAGACAAUCAAAACGAUCAAAAAAACAGUGAGCCCAAACCUUUCUACUGUGCUCUGAUUGGACCUGUCCUACCCACCACUCUGAGCCGUUCUACUGUGCUUUGAUUGGACCUGUCCUACCCACCACUCUGAGCCUUUCUACUGUGCUCUGAUUGGACCUGUCCUACCCACCACUCUGAGCCUUUCUACUGUGCUUUGAUUGGACCUGUCCUACCCACCACUCUGAGCCUUUCUACUGUGCUUUGAUUGGACCUGUCCUACCUACCACUCUGAGCCUUUCUACUGUGCUCUGAUUGGACCUGUCCUACCCACCACUCUGAGCCUUUCUACUGUGCUUUGAUUGGACCUGUCCUACCCACCACUCUGAGCCUUUCUACUGUGCUCUGAUUGGACCUGUCCUACCCACCACUCUGAGCCUUUCUACUGUGCUCUGAUUGGACCUGUCCUACCCACCACUCUGAGCCUUUCUACAAGUUUUCUAUGCUUUUCUAUGUUUGUUUUGGAACUCAAAUAAGGUUCUGCAGGUGGAUGUUUAUUGUCUUGAGUCUUGUCCUGGAGGCAGAAAUGAGCCAUUUCCCCUUAGAUAGGCCAGCUGCUGGAAUUGGAGGGCAGGAUUAUUGAAGCUGCUCUGCCUGGACCAUCCAAUGAGGAUCUCUGUGCCAUGGGUGUGGCUGCCGGUCAACGACAAUGACAACCAAUGACGUUGCAGGACAGUGAGGACACACCCCCUAUGCCAGUUUAAAGACCUAUCACUGGACUCAUAUGGAUCGUACUACAAACAGUAAUGUGAACUAUUUUAGGCUAUUAGACUGUGAAAGGGCAUAGAUAAUAAUGUGUCAGGGUUUGAAGAGGAAGAUAAUAGAUAAUAGAUAUGUUAUGGAGUUGGAGAGGGUAUAAUAAGUGUGUAUAAGUGUGUGAGCAGAGACGGUACGAGAAUAGCUAGUGUGUUAGUGGAAGUUCUAUGGUUAUCCCUCUUGUCUUGUGAAACCAGCCUGAUCUCGCGAUAGCUCACAUUCCCGAAGUGAAACUAAACGUGAGUUCAGCAGUCCGUCUGAUUGACCAGGCUGCUAUGCCUCCCCUGUACAACCAGUGAAAUCCCUGUGAUCAAAUAAGAACUAUAACACGACCACUACUGUGGUUUGAGAUGCAGCUACCCUAUACACUUCCUUCUAGUCAUAAUAAACGUAUGGGAGGGUCCUCAAUUGUAUCGUUUUAAUGAAAUCUGUGAACUGUUUAUGAUACCUUUAUGUGUUUUAUUCUGUGAUUGAUGAUUAUGUGUAUGAGAGACAUGUUAUGUAUCAGUGCAUAUCAAACAUGUUAUAGCUGUAUGAGCCUUAUAGAAGUGUUAUAAAUAUAUUCAUUAUC
Messenger RNA from Oncorhynchus mykiss (rainbow trout), 2924 nucleotides. NCBI's taxonomy places the organism in Eukaryota, Metazoa, Chordata, Actinopteri, Salmoniformes, Salmonidae. The record is from RefSeq and is a predicted model, not a curated record.